CGCAUAUCGAGUUGCGUUCCAUACCGCGGUCGGUCGCGCACCUUUCGCUGCACGUGCCAUUAUAUCUUAAAAAAAAACUUUUAAAAUAUUCGAAUCAUAAACAGGUGUUCGUUUUUCAAAUUGGUUGUGUGUGUGUGCAUUUAAAAUGGUUAGAAAAAUCAGUGCGCUCGUCUGCUGCCUCUGCGUGUUUGGAAUAUCGCUUAGUGAUAGCGCGAUUUCGGCUGAAAGUGAAACGAGAUGCCGGAACCCACCAACGGCACCGCAAAAGAUCGAGCGAGUCAUCACGCUGUGCCAAGAUGAAAUCAAGCUCUCUAUCCUCAGAGAGGCCCUGGACGUGAUAAAGGAGGAACACACGAUGCCAGCGCAGAAGCGGCGCAACAAGCGAGACGUCCCUUUCACGCACGACGAGAAACGGAUCGCAGGGUGCCUUCUACAAUGCGUGUACCGGAAGGUGAAAGCUGUGGACGGCUAUGGUUUCCCAACCCUAGAGGGCCUCGUGGGCCUGUACUCUGAUGGCGUGAACGAGCGCGGCUACUUCAUGGCGGUGCUUGAAGCCUCCAGAGAGUGCCUCAUGAAGAACCACGACAAGUUCUCCAGGACCGUGCCCAUGGACAACGGGCGUAACUGCGACAUAUCGUUCGACAUCUUCGAGUGCAUAUCGGACCGCAUCGGCGACUACUGCGGGAAUUCCGGGCUCUGAACCGAGACGAACAACACCAUAUCUUAGUUCCACUACACACUAGUGUCUCUAGCGUCCACGUCUAAACAACUAUGGUAUGUGGCGGAAGCUUGACGCAAUGUUGGCGACGCCAUUUUGUAUUGCUACAGUCUGAGUUUAAAAUAGUAGGCAGAAUUACAAAAGUGGCGAUAUUGUGUAGCGGUUCCAUUUUCCUACAAUUAUAAUUGUUUUUAAGAGACGACACUACAGUGUCACUUCACUACUUUUUGAUUCCUAUAGUUUUUUGUCGCCGACGCAGACGCUGCAAAACUAGCAUGUGGUGUGACUUUUAAAGCUUUAUUUUACUUUUAUGACUGUACUUUCUACUACGUUUUACUUUAUUUUGCAAUGAUAAGAGUAACUGACUCUGUCCCAGUUGCAAAACUGUCUCAAACUUUAACAAUAAGUAAAGAGAGAAAGGUUGUGUUUGUUUGCAAAUCGCGCGCAGUUUAUCAUACAAAAUUACUUGCUACUUUUACUUCCUUGCAAAAAUAUAGUAGUCGUCAAGAACUGCAGGCUAAUUUAAGUUACCACUUAUUUCAUAAGAGAAUGUGAUAAGAACAGUGUACAUAGUGAUAAAACUUAAUUUUACUAAAUUCUAAUGCUCAAUAACAUAGCUUAUAAACUAAUAAAACUCGAUUUGAUGCACUUCUGUGCUAAAUAUUAAGUACAUAUUUUUUCCAAAUUUUAAGUGAAUUUUAUUAAAAUGCAAAUAAAUAAUUUUAAGUAUUCAAAUUACUUUGCUCGCUCACUGCCGUUUAUGUUGUGAUUAGUUGAAUAAGACCACGAUAGGUACUUUAAAUGUGCUUUAAAAAAAUCUUGUGUCAGUUUUGCACUGUAGAUAAUGUUAUGAAAUAAUUGGCUUAAUAACGAACUGAUAGAAUAAUUAAUUCAUAAGUGUAACCUAAUAAAUGUAAUAAAUUGUAUAUAUGAUAA
This is a messenger RNA of Leguminivora glycinivorella, 1654 nucleotides long. It is a transcript of the gene Obp73a, whose product is annotated as general odorant-binding protein 70. Bases 146 to 700 code for a protein of 184 amino acids. NCBI's taxonomy places the organism in Eukaryota, Metazoa, Arthropoda, Insecta, Lepidoptera, Tortricidae. The record is from RefSeq and is a predicted model, not a curated record. Gene Ontology annotation, molecular function: odorant binding. The transcript has 6 exons.